Fukomys damarensis (Damara mole-rat) is the source of this 916-nucleotide messenger RNA. RefSeq names its product chromosome unknown C4orf36 homolog (gene CUNH4orf36). The record is from RefSeq and is a predicted model, not a curated record. The transcript is spliced from 3 exons. NCBI's taxonomy places the organism in Eukaryota, Metazoa, Chordata, Mammalia, Rodentia, Bathyergidae. Gene Ontology annotation, molecular function: glucose-1-phosphate adenylyltransferase activity. The coding region runs from base 380 to 904 and encodes 174 amino acids. Gene Ontology annotation, biological process: glycogen biosynthetic process.
GGCCAGGCGGAACGGCCCACUCCGGACGCAGGGUGGGGCCAAGGCGGGGCCACUUUUGUGUAUGAUCGUGCGUGGCCUAGGAAGGCCUCGAACCCGCGGCGAUUCUCUUGCCUCAGCCUCCCCAGUGCUGGGACCACAGGCGUACAUCACCGCGCCUGGAUUGGCCACGCUUAGGCCAGGAUUUGGAAGAGGCGGGCAAGUCCGGGUUGUGCUGGGUAGAGGUCUGUGUCGGCGGAAGUUGCUGUCCCCGCAUAGUUUGAGUCGCCUGACCCCGCACAGCGGGCACAUCUGACCACCUGGGGCCACAACAGCGCGACAGCGACCACGCCGCGCCCGGAACCUGUCCAGCCAGAGCACUCCUGCCUGCCUUGCCCUUUACAUGGUGGAAGAACUGGCAACGGCUCCGAGAGAAAGACAAGGAGGGUGGUACUCGGGCUCAGCCUCCGCUGUCAGAGGCGCCUUCUCGGGAUCCGUUUCCCUGGGCUGGGGAAGCCGUUCACCCGCGUCCCUGUCCCCGUCCCUGUCCCUGCAGGGAGGAGCCGGAGCGCUCGGCAUGGCCUGCGGGCUGCCCCGGAGGAACACGGUGCGGAGCAUCCUGCGCGGCAGCUGCUACAGCGUACAGGAAACUUGGGAUCUUGCCCUGCUUACCAAGACCUGGUACUCGAACCUAGUCAACUCCAGAUUGCCCUUCUUGGGGGAAAUUGCAUAUGGGAGUCCCUUAGAGCUGGCGAAAUGUGGAACCAAGGAAGGGCUGCUGCCUUCAGAGGAAGCCAUCAAACUCGAAAGGGACUAUGAAAUGAAGCGCCUGACUAAACUGAAAUGUCAAGAAAAUGCACUGGAGGAAAUUCAAAUGUCCCUAAGGGCGAGGAAAGCUGGUCUGAGAAGACCUCUGCAACCUCAGUGACAGGCGUGUCAC